Messenger RNA from Serpula lacrymans var. lacrymans S7.9, 800 nucleotides. RefSeq lists its product as uncharacterized. The transcript has 6 exons. The record is from RefSeq and is a predicted model, not a curated record. The coding region runs from base 83 to 775 and encodes 230 amino acids. Lineage: Eukaryota; Fungi; Basidiomycota; Agaricomycetes; Boletales; Serpulaceae. Gene Ontology annotation, molecular function: NAD+ poly-ADP-ribosyltransferase activity.
AUCCCCCUUACUUGGUCAACCUUUAGCUACUAAGCCAACAUUUUUCACUGUUACCUAGCAUAAUAAUAUUUUUUCGUACACUAUGAGAGGCAGAGGCGGUUUCAGAAUAUGCCCCCCUGGUGGUCGACGCUACAAUAGUGUGGUCAAUCAGUUCGUCAGGAGCUGGAGACAUCCACCAACUCAGAAACCUAGGUUCACUCGCAUCGUCCGAGUCGUUCAGGUCAAGCCCCCCUAUCACUUACGGUUGAGAUAUAACAAGUUCAAAUCGCGACUCGAAAAAAGAGGAAAGUUCUCCCGUAGAAGACUGCCGAAGGGUAACGAGAGAAGGAGAUGGCAUGGUACGGCGAUCGGCAAUUGCCAGUUCUUGCAGCCAAACCUCCGUAGGGAUGGACAUUGCGAGUCCAGCCGACGAUGCAUCAUUUGCAGUAUUAUCAACACUGGAUUCCGUAAGCCCAAGCCAACACCAGGAAGACGCGAGUUGUUCGGUUUCGGGAUGUACUUUAGUUCGACAAGCUCCAAAUCCGAUGAUUACACGGGAGCGCGAGUGCUUGGCAUGGCGAAACCUGCUCCAGGUGUUAGAGCUAUAUUACUUUGCAAAGUCGCUGUUGGUCGUGCAUGUAAAGUGAGGACUGCACAACAACAGAGAACUCGCGCACCUAGAGGUUUUAAUUCGGUAAUUGGCCAACCUGGGCUUUUGCCUGGCUUAAACUAUGAUGAAUUGGUAACAUACAACGUUGCUCAGAACACACCAGCUUUUGUGAUAGUUUACGCUUGAAUCCAAAUCGUGUUCAUGGCAAGCC